Myotis myotis is the source of this 3910-nucleotide messenger RNA. It is a transcript of the gene PUS10, whose product is annotated as pseudouridine synthase 10. The transcript has 18 exons. Gene Ontology annotation, molecular function: pseudouridine synthase activity; RNA binding. The record is from RefSeq and is a predicted model, not a curated record. Bases 935 to 2533 code for a protein of 532 amino acids. Gene Ontology annotation, biological process: tRNA pseudouridine synthesis. Lineage: Eukaryota; Metazoa; Chordata; Mammalia; Chiroptera; Vespertilionidae.
ACGAAAAUAAUUUUAUGGUUGGGGGUCACCACAACAUGAGGAACUGUAUUAGAGGGUCGCGGCAUUAGGAAGGUUGAGAACCACUGUGUAGAUUGUUGCUAGGUGAAAAUGAUUUGGGAGGAUUGUAAAUCCAUUCAAUUAAUGACACACUCAAGAGGGUUUUGUUUGGUUUUGUUUAAGACCCCUUCAAAUUACUCAGUACAGGUCUCCUAAUUCCCAGUAGGUUUGGGAAUUUCUCAGAGCAAAGAGAUGAUAUUGUAUCAUUAAUUCACGUUGCAUGAUAUCUUUAUUUCUAGGAACCUAUUGGAGAAAUAAACAUUGUUUUUAAGUCAAAGGAAAGAACAUAAACAUUUUAUUGAAAUUAUUUAACUUAAGUCCCCAGGGCGAUCUUUGAUACAAAGUGUCCUUUUUAAGCACUUACUCCUAGACUUUAUUGGGGAAGAAGAGUUAUUUGUUUCUCUGAGUUAAAGGUUAAUUAUGAAUUAAAUGAUAUCCUUGACCUUAACUAAUGGAAAGGAGGAGAAAAGAUGACAUAAAGGGUGAGACAGAAACAGUUUCUCAGUGAGGGGAGUGCAGUCAUUAUUUUGUGUCAAGGCUCCACUCUUGGUAAGUGGCCACAGACAUUUAGAAGCUUGGAAGGAAGUAGUGCAUUUAAAGGGUUGAAAAACACAAACGUAUUCUAAGAAGCACAUCUUUAUAGUAAGCAGUUGGUAAGAGCUUCACCUUCUCACAUAUUUUUAACAAGUUCAUUUGCUUUAUGAAACCACAAAUUAAAAGGUGCCACUGCCUUUUACCUGUGUGACCAAAGUUACACCAUACCACAACAUUGCCAUGUAAUCCCUUUGCUAGUUCCUCAUUUUAAAGUAAUGUGGACUGACUCAUUCAUCAGAAGACCAUUUUUGCCAAACAGAAUGAUUAGUUAUAGAUACUCAGUAUGUUUCCGCUGACUGAGGGAAACAAGCAUGUGGCCCAGUUGUUGUUCAGUACUGGUACAUGUCCAAGAUGUAUCUUCAGGUUCUGUGGUGUGGAUUUUCAUGCACCUUACAAACUUUCUUACGAGGAGUUGUUCAAUGAACUACAGAAAUUUCUGAAAACUGAAAAAGGUGAAUUAAUUUUGGAAGUUCCAAACCCACCUCCCAAGAAAAUUCGACUCCAUGAACUGGAAGAUGGGAUUGAUGGGACUGAUAAUCAGAGUCAAAAUGGAGAGGGAAGGGUGUCCAUUAUUGAAGGCGGAAGCAUUGCUUUUAAGAGCUCCAGUCCAAAUGUAUGCAAUGUAUGCCUAGGAAUUCUUCAGGAAUUCUGUGAAAAAGAGUUCAUUAAAAAGGUGUGCCAAAAGGUAGAGGCCUCUGGAUUUGAAUUCACUAACUUAGUGUUUUCAGUCUCCUUCCCACCACAGCUAUCUGUAAGAGAGCAUGCUGCAUGGUUGCUGGUAAAACAGGAAAUGGGAAAGCAGAGUCUGUCACUGGGAAGAAAUGACAUAGUUCAGCUAAAAGAAGCCUACAAAUGGAUAACUCACCCCCUGUUUUCAGAGGAACUGGGUGUUCCCAUUGAUGGAAAGAGCUUGUUUGAAGUGAGUGUGGUCUUUGCUCACCCAGAAACAGUGGAGGAUUGCCACUUCCUACGUGCAAUAUGCCCGGAUUGCUUCAAGCCAGCCAAAAACAAACAGUCAGUAUUCACUAGAAUGGCGGUUAUGAAAGCUUUGAAUAAGAUAAACGAAGAGGAUUUCCGCAAGCAGUUUCCUUGUCCUCCAAACUCACCAAAGGCUGUAUGCUCUGUUCUUGAAAUGGAAUGUGCUCAUGGUGCUGUCUUUGUGGCUGGGAGAUAUAAUAAAUACUCCAGGAAUCUGCCACAAACUCCUUGGAUAAUUGAUGGAGAAAGGAAGCUGGAAUCUUCAGUGGAAGAAUUAAUUUCAGAUCAUCUUUUGACAGUAUUCAAAGCAGAGAGUUUUAAUUUUUCAUCCUCUGGAAGAGAAGAUGUAGAUGUGAGGACAUUAGGAAAUGGAAGGCCCUUUGCAAUUGAGCUGGUGAAUCCUCAUAGAGUACAUUUCACUUCACAAGAAAUUAAGGAACUUCAGCAGAAAAUUAAUAGCUCGUCUAACAAAAUCCAAGUCCGUGACUUGCAGCUUGUCACAAGAGAGGCAAUAGGACAUAUGAAAGAAGGUGAAGAAGAAAAGACCAAGACCUAUAGUGCCUUAAUAUGGACAAAUAAAGCAAUACGGAAGGAAGACAUUGAAUUUCUAAAUGACAUGAAGGACUUAAAGAUCGACCAGAAGACACCUCUGCGGGUCCUGCACCGGAGGCCCCUGGCUGUAAGAAAUCGCAUCAUUCACUCCAUGGAGACAUGCUAUGUGGAUGAGCAUCAUUUCCGCCUCCAGCUAAAGACUCAGGCUGGAACCUACAUUAAAGAGUUUGUACACGGAGACUUCGGGAGAACCAAGCCGAACAUUGGCUCUCUGAUGAAUGUGACUGCAGACAUUCUUGAGCUGGACGUUGAGUCUGUAGAUGUUGACUGGCCCCCUGCUCUGGAUGACUAGCUUUCAAGUUUGGAAACGGAGUAGGGUUUUUGUGGCCCAACGUGGAUGUCCAUUCAGCAUACAUUGUGAAACGGCUGUUUACCCACCAUAAGGGUGUCUUGGCAACUGUUUGGAUCAUGUUGAUCUAUUUAUUUUUAAACUUGUAACAUCUCAGGAUCCAUAUACAGUAUGUGUAGAAUGUGUGCUACAUUGUUCUAAAGAUGUCUUAUGAUUUUUCUUGUUCCCUCGCCAACCCCCACAAGUCCAACUAUGAAUUAUGAAACCAUUCCCUAUAUUCAUUCUUCCAUUUAGAGAGGUGCACAAACAGGAUACAUUCUCUGAUAAUCUUAAGAAGCUGUAAUUUCUUUCAGCAAAACUUCCCUUCACAAGAGAAUUACCACCUUUAAAAUCAUGUUCUAAAUUUUUAAAACAAUGUUGAUAAGUUGUCUAUAUUUAUGCAGCACAGUAUCUUAUAAUAAGAUACCAAAUGCAAAUCUGAGACCAUUAAUAUUUUUCCCAGUAAGCUUCUAGCAAGCUAUUACCAAUAGAAGUACUCUUGGUGUGAUUUGUCACAAAUGCUAAUGACUUCAAGUUACUCAUUGACAAUCUAAAAUUGUCAAUGCCUUUCCUGGAGAGGGAAAGUAAAACCUUAGGAAUCGAGGUAAGAGACUUUAAUAAAUCUUUUAAAGAAGGAGACACAAGUGCCUUCAAUAACUUCAUUGCCAGGGAUAAGAUUUUGAAAAAUUGAGAUUGCCCAAAAAAGGUGAUACUAUUCUAGCGGGCUUCAAUAUAUUAUCUAACCUCAAACAUCCUUAUCAGGUAGACAGGAUAUUAUCAUCUCCAUGUUAUAAAUAUGAAAACCAAAGAUAGCAGUUAAAUGAUUUAUCUAAAUUGUUAGUUACUUCCAUGUCUAAGACCAAACUUACGUUUCCUGGUCUGUAGGCCCUUUCUAAUAAACCUUAUUAUUGAGCACAUACUGUGUGAAGGAGGCAGUUGAGGAUGUCAUUUUAAUGCACAUAACCAUGAAAACUGACUUUUAGAAUUUAGAUUCAAGGAGCUUAUCCCAAAAUAGCCCAAGUAUAUUUCAUAGUAUCUCAUGAUUACCAUUUGCUAGUAAGUUAAUCAUCAGUACUAUGAAGAGGAAAAAACAAACAAAACCUAGAGAAAACGGUUGAGUCAUUAAGAGAAAACUUUCAGAAAGGAGUCUCAUUAAAAUUUUACGCUUCAGUGUCAUUUCCAUCAUCCUGACUCAACCCUCUGAGCUUCAGAACACAUGUGACUUGGAUAGUAUUAGAUUACCCAGUUUCCUAUCUCUCCAAUAUAAUUCAGAUACUAAGAUGUAUUAUUUUAAAAAAUUGUUUUAAAAUAUUUUUUUUAUUGAUUUCAGAGAGGGAGAGG